Drosophila busckii is the source of this 745-nucleotide messenger RNA. RefSeq lists its product as uncharacterized. The transcript has 3 exons. The coding region runs from base 46 to 579 and encodes 177 amino acids. The record is from RefSeq and is a predicted model, not a curated record. Lineage: Eukaryota; Metazoa; Arthropoda; Insecta; Diptera; Drosophilidae.
CAAGAUAUAGUUUAUAUAAAUAUUAUUGACUAACUAAUUACUAAAAUGAUAUCCGCAUCUGGCAUUACUCUUUGCAUAUAUAAUAUGGUAUUGGUGCAUAUUAUCAAGCGCGUCAAGAGCAUUGCAUAUGAAAGUGAAACUCAUACAACUUUAUGGAGCUAUAUACCGAUAUGGGGCGAUUACUGGUCAAUCAAGAAAUUGAAAAUAACUGAGAAUUCACUUGAGGUUCCAGAUUCUUUGAUUAUAACGAAUGUUUUACUAAACUUAGCGGUGCUGUUGCCGUCAUUUUCUCAGCGACCGCGGUAUAGCUUAUUAUUGGGUAUCAUACUGAUGUGGAACUUUUUUAUUUUACAACGCAUGUUGGCCUUUCUGCUCAGCAUAUUGUGCUUUCUUUGGUUGACAGAUAUAAACAACACAGAUUAUAUCAUGGUGGGCCUAAGCGUGUUAAUUUUCAAUAUUUUCCAUAUAAUGCUUAUCAUUGAUACGAUGAAGCUGCAGCGUUACUGUUUAGAAGCCACUGAGGUGGCGAAUUUGGCGCAAAUUGAAACGAUUGGCGAUGGCAUUUGGAAUGAUUAUUAAGAAAUCCACUCACAAAUCACUCACAGGCUUAGCUUGUAACCUUGGUCCACUAAGCUCAGCCAGCCAACCGACCAACCUGCUCUCCCACUCCCACACUCUGCUACAAAUUCUAGGUCGUUUGGUUCUAACUAAUAAAUAUGCCAAAAAAUACCAAUGCGUAUAUACA